Molecule: messenger RNA, 1362 nt
Organism: Spizellomyces punctatus DAOM BR117
Lineage: Eukaryota; Fungi; Chytridiomycota; Chytridiomycetes; Spizellomycetales; Spizellomycetaceae
Exons: 2
Coding region: 165-1235 (356 amino acids)
Source: RefSeq, a predicted model, not a curated record
AAUGUCUUGUAACUCCGAAGAAGAAGACGGCCCGAAGCUGCCGAGCGGCCUGGCACAUCAUCCCUCCUGUUUUUGCUUUACCACCUUUGUUGAAAAGGCCACCGCUCUCAUCUGAACCUCAUCUGCAUCCCAUAGAAAACGUACUCUCCAACCGGUUAGGGAAAAUGCGACCACUUUCAGUGUUCACAAAGCCCUUUUCCUCCAAAGACAAGCACCCCCAUGCCAAUCCUAUCACUGAUGGCCUUGACGACGCUACUGGAAAGAAAUCAAAGAAACACCGCAGAUUGUCGAAGAUACUCCAUAUUGGACACAAGAGCAAGUCAAAACACGAACGAAAGCCUUCCACCGACUCUACCGAAAAGGAGCAAAUCUCUUCAAUCACAACAGAUCUUUUAGAGGUUGAAAUUGAGCACCGUAAUUCGAGAGAAUACAUAUGGGCAGAACAAGUUAGACGUCUAAGUAGUGACAUAUCUGAACGAACUAGCUCAGAUGGCCUCGUCAGAAGCAGUUUGUCAGACGGGGAUACGACCUUGGUAUCAUCUCCGAGCAAAGGCCAUUCCUACCGUCAAUCGGGCCCUUCUGAUUUGUCUUUUGCGGAUUUGAAAAUGGAAGAACACGAAGUGGACGUCUCUGGAACCUCUACCCCUACGUACCUUCGCCGUCGCUCUUCUUCCAUUUACACAAACGGGUCUACUCGCACACAUGUGGAUGAUCCGGAUGAAGAAUUUGUUCCACUCCCAAAAGAGCCAUUGGACUUGAGCAAAGGACCUCAACUCAAGUUGGAUUUGUGGGAGACCUACACUCCUCGUUCGUCAUCCACGGAACCGACCAGUUAUCCAUUUGGUUUUGACACUAACAGACUCUCACCUACCACACCCCGUUCCCCAUCCCUCCGAUCCGAUCUCUCUGAUGCGAUACUGGAAUCUCCGAACUCAGCUAUAGAAAAGCUGGCAGCGUUGAUGGGUUCCAUAGCUGACGAAGCAUAUCUAGGCAUGCCCGAUGCCAAGAGGACGUCAUAUACCCGUUCCUCCCCAGACGCCAACCAAUUCACCAUGAGCAGGUCAAUCGAUUUGCCCACUGCUGCCGAGCGCCACCAAAGCAAAAGCAAAUUGGAUUUGGGCAGACGAAGAGCUUCCCGCCGACGUGUCGACCUUAAUGACGACACAGCAUGUAAAGAGUAUGAAAGGAUGCUGUCAAAGUUUGAACGGCAUUUUUCACAAAUGCAAAUGGUUUAGAGAAUAGUUGUAAUGGGUUUUGGGAUACUAGCACGUCAUUUUUUUUGGUCAAAAGUGUAUUAUAUGCAAGCGUUUUGGAUUUCAUGCAAAUAUCAAUUGUCGCGUUUUUUGAUUCUCUUAUCUAAUA